AAAAUAUGGCGUCCAAGAUCCGCGUGGUGCUGCGGCCGGUGAAGAGUAUCGUGGUCCGCUUCUGCCCCUUCGAGUCCAACGUGGAGAGCACGAGAAAAUUUCUUCAAUGUAUAAACCAUAAAAAAGUCCAGGCCACUAAUAGAAACUGUGAAGUGACUGCUGAUGUGAGACAUGAUGGGUCUGAACCGCUUGUAGAUGUUAUGUUUGCUGAUGGAGAGCGAUUGAUAAUGAAGGGAGCCAACUUGACGACAAUAGAAAUGUUAACAGCAUUGGGGUCCAGAUGUAAUUCAAAAGAGCUUAAGGAAGAACAGAAAAGCAAGAAGAGUCCCUGAAAAACAGAAAAACAACUGUGUUUGCAUUUACAUGUGUUAAAAACAGCAGGCUGCAUGGAAGGCGUUUCUCCUAUGCAACAAAAUUGAAAGAGAGAGAUGGCCAAAACACUGACAAGUUUAAAUUGCAGCAGAACAAACCAUUUAAAUAUUCCCCAUCUUCACCUGAAGGAAAACAUAGUGAAUCAACAAAUCUUCUAACACUAAUGGGUCAGAGUGGCUUAAGAUGCAUAAAUGCGUCUUUCUAAGCAGCUGCCUCCCAGUCGUCUGCAUGUCGGACUAGUAUCACAUGUAUUUGCGUAUCAAUGUGAAUAAUGCACAUUAGCUAUUAAAUUAAUAUUACCGUGAAGACAGAUCUCUGUGCACAUUAUUUCCUAGGAAAUUUCUAUACAGUGGAAUGCAAAAUAUAUUAG
Messenger RNA from Gavia stellata (red-throated loon), 742 nucleotides. It is a transcript of the gene MRPL53, whose product is annotated as mitochondrial ribosomal protein L53. The coding region runs from base 6 to 332 and encodes 108 amino acids. The record is from RefSeq and is a predicted model, not a curated record. NCBI's taxonomy places the organism in Eukaryota, Metazoa, Chordata, Aves, Gaviiformes, Gaviidae. Gene Ontology annotation, cellular component: mitochondrial large ribosomal subunit. The transcript has 3 exons.